Cotesia congregata is the source of this 2528-nucleotide messenger RNA. NCBI's taxonomy places the organism in Eukaryota, Metazoa, Arthropoda, Insecta, Hymenoptera, Braconidae. The record is from the annotation of a GenBank genome assembly.
AUUAAUUUUCAUUACAGGAUGACCAGAGUCAAGACGACCAAGAUGCUGAUCUGGAUGAAAUUGAACCGCGGCUGAAGUAUGUAAGGAUGCAGAAUGAUAUCAAGAAUAUUUUACAAAAUGACGCUGCUUCUUGUAUCGCAGUCCAUCCUAAGUUUCUUUGCCUGGGCUCGCACAUGGGUAAAAUCCACCUGCUCGACCACCAGGGCAACAACAUCCAGUCAAAAACAUUGCAAGCCCACUCUUUAACAGUAAACCAGAUCUCAAUAGACCAAAACGGAGAUUACAUAGCUUCUUGCUGCGACAAAGGUAAAAUCUUUAUCUACGGCCUGUACACCCGUGAGAACAACAACAUAAUAAACCUCGAGCGUCAAAUAAAAAGUAUCGCCCUAGACCCCGCGUUUUCCAAAUCGGGAACCUCCAAGCGCUUCAUAACCGGGGACGACAAGCUGAUGCUCUACGAAAAGACCUUUUUAUCCCGCUUGAAACUUACCGUUUUAAGCGAAGCCGAAGGCGGAGUGAGAUCAGUAGCUUGGGCCGGACAAUUCGUAGCCUGGGCCUCUGACACCGGAGUCAGGUUGUACGACCUCAACGCCCGUUGUUCCCUAGGCUUAAUGAAAUGGCCUCGAACCCCCGAAGCGCCUCCCGAAAACUACCGAUGUAACCUCCGCUGGAACGGGGACCGAACCCUGCUGAUAGGUUGGGUGGACACUGUCCGAAUUUGCCAAAUCCGCAAGCGCUCCCACCAGGAAAUGGUCAACAGAAACCUCCCUGAGUUUGCAGUAGACCCAAUCUCUACCUUCCAGGUCGACUUCUACAUAUCCGGAAUCGCGCCCUUAGAAAACCAGCUGGUUCUCCUUGGAUGCCUCAAAGAGCUGAGCGACAAGGGAACCAGCCAAAGACCCACCCUUCAUGUGGUAGAACCCAAGUACCAGGAUUUCGUGGACGUAUCCGCAAAUUUUCUAGGAUUGAGAGGCUACGAAGCCUAUAACUGCAACGACUACCACCUGGAUUGUCUUCCAGAUGAAAACCGGUUCUUCAUAGUCUCCCCUAAAGACAUAGUAGUCGCAAGUCUCUACGACGCAGACGACCGAAUUGAGUGGUUGCUCAGCCACAAGAAAUUCGAACAAGCUUUAGAAGCUGUUACUGUAAACAGCGGCAGGGAUUGCAAGAGACACACUCUAAUUUACGUUGGCAGGGUCUACCUAGAUCACUUACUGGCUUGUGGAAAGUACGACGAGGCAGGAAAACUCUGCCUAAAAGUCCUGGGUCGGGACAAGAAGCUCUGGGAGGAAGAGGUCUAUAAAUUCGCUAGGGUCCACCAGUUAAGGUCUAUCUCUUCUUACCUUCCCAGAGGAGACGUUACCUUGGAUCCUCUAGUUUAUGAAAUGGUACUUUACGAAUAUCUGAAGAUGGACCCUGAUGGGUUUCUUCAAUUGGUCAAAGAAUGGCCUGCUAAACUGUACACAGUAGCGGCAGUGGUUAACGGAGUGCUAGAGCAUCUCCUGGUUCACAAUACCCGGCAAAAUGUCUUGCUGGAGGCCCUGGCUAUUCUGUAUAGCCACGACGGAAAGUAUGACAAAGCUUUGGCAAUGUACCUAAAGUUAAGGCACAAAGAUGUUUUUCAGUUGAUCCAAAAGCACCAAUUGUACAACGCGGUUUAUGACAUGAUAGAAGGUCUGAUGGACCUGGACGCUGAUCGGGCGAUCCAGUUUUUCCUGGAGAAAGAUAGAGUCCCGUCGGAGGUAGUUGUUGCCAAGUUGCAGAACAAUCCGAGGUAUCUGUACUUGUACUUGGACGCUUUGGAUAAAAGGGAUACUAAAGAUUCUAAGGGAAAGUAUCAUGGUCUGCUGAUCAGGCUGUACGCGGACUACUCCAGGGAUAAGUUACUGCCUUUGUUGAGGAGGUCAGACAACUAUCCGAUCCAGUCCGCGUUGGAUAUUUGUAGCCAAAGACAGUUUUAUCCCGAAAUGGUGUAUCUGUUAGGGAGAAUUGGAAAUACUUCGGAAGCUUUGGGGUUGAUGACUCGCGAGCUUAAUGAUAUGGAAUCUGCAAUUGCAUUUUGCCAGGAGCAUGAUGAUGAAGAGUUGUGGAAUGAUCUUAUUAAUUAUUCGUUGAGCAAUCCGGAGAAUAUUACCUUCUUGCUGCAGAAGAUUGGGACUUAUGUUGAUCCGAGAUUGAUGGUCCAGCGAAUUGCUCCGGGAAUGGAGAUUCCUGGGCUGAAGAAAGCUCUGGUUAAGAUGAUGUGCGAUUAUAGACUUCAGGUGUCGGUUCAGGAGGGAUGUAAAAAGAUUCUUUCUAAUGAUUACUUCAAUUUGCACGAGCGGCUGGUUAAAGCGCAUCAGAAAGGACUGUUUGUUGAUGAUGAUCAGAUGUGCGGAGCUUGCCACAGAAAGGUUAUUGUUAGGGAUCCGAGGAAUCUAGUCGUUUUUUACUGCAAACAUUUGUUUCAUGAAGAUUGUUUGCCGGAUUUUGAACAGAUUGAAAACUGUGUCAUUUGUAAUCCGCAGAAGGAUAAAGUUAUUAGUUAA